AUGGAUCUCUCAACCUUUCCGGAACCCAAUCUUCAGUCAACUCAACAAAAAGGCUUCUUCGAAUCCACAAUGGCUGCUGUGAAGCUGCAAAAGGUGUACCGUAGUUAUCGUACACGUCGCAGAUUAGCAGAUUCUGCAGUUGCAGCUGAAGAGCUCUGGUGGAAAGCAAUAGAGUACGCUCGUCUAAACCGCAGCACCACCGCUUUCUUCAACUUCUUCGAACCCGAGAAACCUUCUUCAAGGUGGAGCAGGAUCAGCUGGAAUGCUUCAAAGGUCGGGAAGGGGUUAGUUAAGGAUGCAAAGGCUCGGAAAUUGGCUUUCCAACACUGGAUUGAAGCUAUUGAUCCGAGGCAUCGUUACGGUCAUAAUUUGAGCAUGUAUUUCGGUGAGUGGUGCAGACGUGACACACAACAGCCAUUUUUCUACUGGUUGGAUGUUGGAGAAGGCAAAGUGGUUGACCUUGAUGAAUGCCCAAGAUCGAAACUUCGGCAAGAAUGCAUCGCCUAUCUUGGACCUCAAGAGAGAGGCCGAUAUGAAUACAUAAUAGUUGACGGUAAAUUAAUGAACAAGCAAAGUGGAUAUCUUCUCGACACAAAUGAGGAAGUUACAGGCUCUAAAUGGAUCUUUGUGAUGAGCACAUCUGACAAGUUAUACGCUGGAGAGAAAAAGAAGGGAAAAUUUCAUCAUUCCAGCUUCCUUGCUGGCGGUGUGACACUAGCAGCUGGAAGACUCGUGGCAGAACGUGGAAAGCUCAAGUCUGUAUCAGCAUAUAGUGGCCACUACCCGACCACCAGGACGAGAAUCUGA
This is a messenger RNA of Erythranthe guttata (spotted monkey flower), 807 nucleotides long. Lineage: Eukaryota; Viridiplantae; Streptophyta; Magnoliopsida; Lamiales; Phrymaceae. The record is from RefSeq and is a predicted model, not a curated record.